AUCAGCGAGGACCGGCUCCCGCAUCUUCUCCUCUAUGGCCCUCCCGGUACCGGUAAGACCUCGACCAUCCUCGCCUGCGCCAAGCAGCUCUACCGGGAACGGGAGUUUGGGUCCAUGGUGCUGGAGCUCAACGCCUCCGAUGACCGGGGUAUCGACAUCGUCCGAGGGCCCAUCCUGAGCUUCGCCAGCACCAGGACCAUCUUUAAGAAAGGCUUCAAGCUCGUCAUCCUGGAUGAAGCUGACGCCAUGACCCAGGAUGCUCAGAACGCCCUGAGGCGAGUGAUCGAGAAGUUCACAGAAAACACUCGCUUUUGCCUCAUCUGCAACUACCUCUCCAAGAUCAUCCCCGCCUUGCAGUCCCGCUGCACACGCUUCCGCUUCGGCCCCCUCACCCCGGAGCUGAUGGUGCCCCGGCUGCAGCACGUCAUACAGGAGGAGGGGGUGGAUGUGACUGAGGAUGGGAUGAAGGCUCUGGUGACCCUCUCAAGUGGUGACAUGCGUAGAGCCCUCAACAUCUUGCAGAGUACCAGCAUGGCCUUCGGGAAGGUGACGGAGGAGAACGUCUACACCUGCACAGGACACCCCCUCAAGUCUGACAUUGCCAACAUCCUUGACUGGAUGCUGAACCAGGACUUUACCACUGCCUAUCGCAAAAUCAUGGAGCUGAAGACACUGAAGGGCUUGGCCCUGCAGGACAUCCUCACCGAGAUCCACCUGUUUGUGCACAGAGUUGAUUUCCCACCCUCGGUCCGCAUUCAGCUGCUGAUCAAAAUGGCAGACAUCGAGUACCGGCUGGCUGCUGGGACCAGUGAAAAGAUUCAGCUGAGCUCCCUCAUCGCGGCUUUCCAAGUCACCAGGGACCUGAUCGUGGCUGAAGCCUGAGUCCUGCCGGGUG
Molecule: messenger RNA, 895 nt
Organism: Pelecanus crispus (Dalmatian pelican)
Lineage: Eukaryota; Metazoa; Chordata; Aves; Pelecaniformes; Pelecanidae
Source: RefSeq, a predicted model, not a curated record